Messenger RNA from Strongylus vulgaris, 972 nucleotides. NCBI's taxonomy places the organism in Eukaryota, Metazoa, Nematoda, Chromadorea, Rhabditida, Strongylidae. The record is from the annotation of a GenBank genome assembly.
AUGGAUUUUACUAUAAUUGAGAAAGUUUUUGAUACAUGGUCCGAUUUUGAGGUAUGGAGAGAAGAAAAAGAGCUUGAAACAUCUUCAAAACUAGUGAAGAGGACAUUUCGAAAGAGCAAUACUUGGACUACUAUUAUGUACACUUGUCAACAUGCUCGUGGUACAGAUAGACAGCACUUAGUUCGUCUGAUUUUUGAGGUCAGACUGUAUCGUGACGGAUUGGUCGAAGUUGUUGCAUGUUUUGGACACUGUGGACACGUACAUCCCUUGCCAUUGUUCAAAACUGAAGUUGAUGACUAUGAGGACUCAGAAUCCGUAACUGAAGCUAAGAUUCAUAAAAUUCUCGAGGAUCAUGGAUUUGCUAGUACUAGUGCUAGUGGGGCGUAUACACUUGACUCGGGCACUAUUCGUCUGAUUUUUGAGGUCAGACUGUAUCGUGACGGAUUGGUCGAAGUUGUCGCAUGUUUUGGACACUGUGGGCACGUACAUCCUUUGCCAUUAUUCAAAACUGAAGUUGAUGACUACGAGGACUCAGAAUCUGUAACUGAAGCUAAGAUCCAUAAAAUUCUCGAGGAUCAUGGAUUUGCUAGUACUAGCGCUAGUGGGGCGUAUACACUUGACUCGGGCACUAGUUCGUCCGAAGGGAAUAGUCAGAGUCAAGCGUGUAGUAAUGGAAGAGGAGACGAUGUUGCAGAAGGAAGAAAUGGUGACAUUCAUGAUGAAGAAAUUGUUGUCGAUGAUUUUCCUCGACCUGUUCCCAGUGAAGACACUGUUGCAAAAGAGAAGACGUUAGAAGCAUAUAGAAGGUUUGAGAAGAAACUCGUGCAAAUGGGCGAAGUAAUGCAGAUGUUUGUGGAGGAACAGCGAUAUGAUUUGAUGAAUAAGUUCAGCGAAGUACUGGAUAUUCUGAUGCAGCAAGUGCCAUCUGAACUAGCCAGUCAGACAAGUCUUGGAAAAUUAUCAAAUGUCUAG